Oryzias melastigma (Indian medaka) is the source of this 1686-nucleotide messenger RNA. It is a transcript of the gene lypla1, whose product is annotated as lysophospholipase 1. NCBI's taxonomy places the organism in Eukaryota, Metazoa, Chordata, Actinopteri, Beloniformes, Adrianichthyidae. Gene Ontology annotation, molecular function: palmitoyl-(protein) hydrolase activity; carboxylic ester hydrolase activity. Gene Ontology annotation, cellular component: cytoplasm. Gene Ontology annotation, biological process: protein depalmitoylation. The transcript is spliced from 10 exons. Bases 295 to 993 code for a protein of 232 amino acids. The record is from RefSeq and is a predicted model, not a curated record.
UUGCUACGGGGGCGGGGCUACAACGGGUUGUCUUUGCAGAAGGCGAGUAGCGGGCUAGUAGCUAGUAAGCCCACUUGGCGAGUUGUUUACUAGGACUAAUUCUGUGUUAGAAAAUAAAAAUUAUCCAUCCACAGGUAGUGGGAGGUAGUGGAUUGCCAGUCGGUAUUUGUUAUUUUAUCUGUUCUUUGCUCGGAAUCCAUAAUUACGGUAUCGACACAGAUUGACAGCAGGUCACACCGCUAUUAGCAACAAGGUGCUAGCAUCCCCCGCGCAUAUCAGCUGUCUCAGCGCUGUAUGUGCGGCAACAACAUGUCAGCGCCUUUACCUGCCAUAGUGCCUGCUGCCCGGAAAGCUACUGCGGCGGUCAUAUUCCUGCAUGGUCUUGGUGACACUGGGCAUGGCUGGGCAGAGGCUUUUGCUGGCAUCAGAAUACCACAUGUGAAGUACAUUUGUCCACAUGCCCCCACCAUGCCUGUUUCGUUGAACAUGAGGAUGUCCAUGCCUUCUUGGUUUGACAUCUAUGGGUUGAGCCCCGACGCUGAUGAAGAUGAGGCGGGAAUCAAGAGGGCUUCGGAGAAUCUGAAAACCUUGAUAGAUCAAGAAGUGAAGAAUGGCAUCCCUUCACACAGAAUUAUCCUGGGAGGAUUUUCACAGGGCGGAGCUUUGUCUCUUUACACAGCUCUGACAACUCAGCAGAAGCUGGCCGGCGUGGUCGCUCUAAGCUGCUGGCUUCCCCUCCGCAAGUCAUUCCCUCAAGCAGCGGCCAACAGCGCUAACAAGGACAUGCACGUGCUGCAGUGCCACGGAGAUGCCGACCCUCUGGUCCCGUUGAUGUUCGGCACCCAGACGGCAGAGAAAAUGAAGAGUUUGAUCAACCCGGCGAACAUGGCCUUCAAGACGUAUCGAGGUCUACCGCACAGUGCCUGUCCUGAGGAAAUGGUCGACGUCAAACGAUUCAUAGAGAAACAUCUUCCCGCCAUCAGCGAUGAAUGAACUUUUGCUGGCCUGUUUGGGUUCUAUCGGAGCUCCACUCCAGCGAGACCAGACCAGAGGAGCCCUGACUUACUUGACAACAAAUCCAUGCUGCUACUCCAUAGAUUAAGACGGGACUGGGGCGAUGCACGACUAAACGCGAUGCUGGAGCCACGCACAACCCACAGUGUUGAAGCAGAAAUACCGUAUUUGCUUGAUUGUGAAGAUCUUGCCAUUCAGAUGAGCCAUUUCGUACUGGAAAUGUAUUUUGAUAACCAGGGCUAUACAUUAUAAUUUAGUAUUUACUUUUUUUUUGGGCCAUAAUUACUUUAUUUUAGUGCUGUAGUGAUUCAUUCAAUUAGAAGAUUUUCAAAAUGUAAGAUUGUUUAUUUGUUUCUCUUUAGUUUGGAUUUUUUUUAAUCUAAAGCAAUUUGUUUUGUGUUUGUAAACUAAAGGUGUGGGCUUUGUUAAUGCCUUAAUUUUCUUAGCAUUCUAUGAGGGCAAUUUUGAAAAUAAUGUUUUAUUUUAAGCUAAUUUUAAGCAAAAGCUUAAGCUUCAGAAAAGUGUUGAAUAUUCUGUGAAUGUUCAAAAGAACGGACAGCAAAAAAAAAAAAGUGAUAUGAUUGUGCUUUAUUUAAUUUGUGAGAAUUCAAAUAGCUAUUUCACACAAAUUUGUUUUAAAUACACAAAUAUCAGUGGUCAUGAUCAUAUAUU